CCUCGCAUAUUGGAACAUUCUUGACUUGACAGAAGAUUCCUUAAUAAAAUCUUUUUUUUCAACAGACGACUGGAAAGAAAUAACGGAAAGCUUUGAAAAUGAUGUGAAAUUAGUUGAAUCGGAUAUACCGGAUGUUGCCAUAUAUUUUUUUAAUGAAGUAGAAAGGGUAACCAAAAAUGAGGAUGUGAAUAUUAUUGAUGCAAUCGAUAAAUUGACUCCAGAAAUAAUAGAAAAUAAUCAAAACGUCAAGCUCACAAACGAGGAUAAGGUGAUCGUUGCUACUAUCAGACGCGCUGUCGUUACAUAUGCAGAAAACUUGAAAGGACUCGAACUUCCCAUUUCGGAGUCUGACUUUGAUAAUGAUUUCCCAAAUAUGUUAACAAAGAGAUUCUUAGACAAACAAGAUCUCAAGAUGGACGU
Molecule: messenger RNA, 420 nt
Organism: Scutellospora calospora
Lineage: Eukaryota; Fungi; Glomeromycota; Glomeromycetes; Diversisporales; Gigasporaceae
Source: the annotation of a GenBank genome assembly